Molecule: messenger RNA, 1536 nt
Organism: Wickerhamiella sorbophila
Lineage: Eukaryota; Fungi; Ascomycota; Dipodascomycetes; Dipodascales; Trichomonascaceae
Product: Carboxypeptidase Y
Exons: 1
Coding region: 1-1536 (511 amino acids)
Biological process (GO): proteolysis
Cellular component (GO): fungal-type vacuole
Molecular function (GO): serine-type carboxypeptidase activity
Source: RefSeq, a predicted model, not a curated record
AUGCAGUGGCUUUACUUUGCUAUUUUCGCUAUUUUCGCGCCGGUACAGGCCCUGGCUCCGCGGUUUGUAGCCUCAGUUACAGAAAACGAGCUACCCUUGUACAAGUUGGAUGUCAAUGAACCGAGAACUAUCAAUGUGGAUAAAGUGAAACAGUACAGUGGAUAUUUGACGGUUCGGCCCGAGUCUUCGAGCUUUUUUGGAGGCAAAAAAGACGAUAGGUUGUUUUUUUGGCUUUUCGAGUCUCGAAAUGACCCAAGAACCGAUCCAAUAGUGCUGUGGCUCAAUGGCGGCCCAGGGUGUUCCUCGAUGCAAGCCAUUUUGUUCGAAAACGGUCCAAGCACUUUGAGCGAUAAUAACGUUGUGACACCAAAUCCUUAUUCCUGGAAUAACAAUGCGACAAUCAUUUAUCUUGACCAGCCUUUGAAUGUGGGGUACUCUGUUGGUACGGAUAAAGUUCGCACCACACAACAGGCUGCCGAGGACGUGUACUCGUUUUUGACACUGUUGUUCAAACAGUUCCCGGAAUACGCAGACCUUCCAUUUCACAUUGCAGGUGAGAGCUAUGCGGGCAGAUACAUCCCCGUCAUUGCCGAACGCAUCAUGGACGCAAGAAACCGCGCUAUUACAGUGGAAUCAAUUCUGAUGGGUAACGGUCUUGUAGACGUGGUGGCUGAAUACGCCAGCUAUUAUCCUAUGCUGUGUGGUCAAGGUGGAUACAAAGAGGUUCUGGAUCCUCAAGUAUGCUCGAAGAUGCAGAAAGACCUCCCCCAAUGCAUCAGUGACCUGCAGAGUUGUGUAGACUACGGUACGCGGUCCUCGUGCUACAAAUCGUCUGGUUCUUGCAGCAGUCAAAACCAGUUUGGAAAACUAAAUCCAUACGAUAUCCGGCUACCGUGUCCCCAAACACGCACAAAUAUGUGUUACAAGGGGCUCGAUAACGUCCAAGACUUUUUCGACAGCUCGGCGGUAAAGACAGGACUAGGAGUUGAUCAAGAUGUAACCUACCAAGUGUGCUCGACCAAUUUCAAUGGUGGGUUUGAUCGCUGGGAUCGGUACGAGCCCACAAAACACAACGUUACUACCAUUCUUGGUCAAGGCGUUCGCGUGUUGGUGUACCAUGGCGAUAAGGACAUUAUUGUCAACUGGCUCAGCGGGCAGGCGUGGACGCGAGACUUGAGCUGGAGUGGACACCAACAAUUUGUGGACGCAAUCAAGUCCCCCAAGAACUGGACAGUAGCUAACAAACCCGCUGGCCAAGUGUCGCAGGUUGGCGCUUUGACGUUUUUGCGAGUUUAUGAUGCCGGCCAUAUGGUUCCCCACGAUCAACCUGCUGCUGCCUUGGACAUGUUUAAUCGCUGGAUUCAUCAAAAAGGGUCGUUUGAAGAUGCAGCACCUCCUUCUGACGACGGCCAAUCCGGCGGAGACUGGGGUUGGCACGACGACUCGUGGGGAGGCGGCCCAGCUACCGUCACAGUGACUGCCACUCGGCCUCGAUACAGCCGUCCCGUUACCACAGUCACCAUCCGACCAUACUAG